This is a messenger RNA of Anthostomella pinea, 1221 nucleotides long. Lineage: Eukaryota; Fungi; Ascomycota; Sordariomycetes; Xylariales; Xylariaceae. The record is from the annotation of a GenBank genome assembly.
AUGACAGCGCUCCGCCCUCCUCUACGGCAGCUCCUCCUCAAGCUCCAUCCACGUUCCAACUCUCAUCCCCAGGCAGCGCUCAGCCGCCGCACCUACAGCAACAACAAGCACGGAGAUGGGCCGCCAACCCCCAUUGACAUCGACGCCAUAAGGGCCAAGAUGCUCUCUCGCCCACCGCAGAUCUGGCACGACGACCUGCACCCGCACAACUCGCGCCUGCUCGACACGGCGCUCGCAGACUUCCUGCCCGCCAGCUGCCAGCCCCUGCGGCUGCACCAGGAACAACUGCCUGCCGCACACCACCUGCUGUACUUCCCACUACGACUCCCCGGCUCGGCGCUGUGCCCAGACGGCACAGACCCGUAUCACAAGCCCGCCGAGCCGGCCUUCGCGCGGCGCAUGUGGGCUGGCGGCUCGAUACGGGACCUGGACGCGCCGCUGGCGCUCGACGGGCGGCCCGCCGUCUGCGUGGAGCGCAUAGCCGACGUCAGUGCCCGGGGCGCGCCCGGCGCCGAGAAGAUCUUCGUCGAGGUCAGCCGCGAGUACGUGGACCGCGAGGGGCUCUCGACUGCAGCGGGGGUUGAGCACGGGACGGUGCCGACGGGCGUCGGUAUCAGCGAGAGGAGGACGCUCGUGUUCAUGCGGAUGAUGGACAAGGAGGCGAGAAAGCAGGCGCUUGCGACGUCGCUCAAAGGGAGCGGGAAAGCUCUCAAGGUCCCCAUCGCCCCGGACUUCUCAGUAACUCUCACGCCAACGCCGACGCUGCUCUUCCACUACAGCGCGCUGACCUACAACGCGCACGCCAUCCACCUGGACCGCGCGUACUGCCGCGAGGAGGAGGGCCACAGGGACCUGCUGGUGCACGGGCCGCUGGCACUAACGCUCAUGCUCUCGGUGCUGCGCUCGCGUCUCGCCUCGGGGAACAACAGCGAGAGCAUCCACGGUAUCGACUACCGCAACUUCGCGCCGCUGUACGUGAACGAGCCCCUGCGAGUGUGCGUUGCGCUGAAGGGGGGUAAGCCGAGGGAGACGGAGAACGAAGAGGGGAAGAGCAACGGAACGGCAAAAAAGCAGGGAGGUAUAGAACAAGACGGUGGUGCCGGUGAGAAACCGAAGCAGCUGAUUAGGAGGAAGUGGGAUGUCUGGGUCGAGAACAAGGACGGCGGGCUGAGCGUCAGGGGCACGGCCGAGAGCCGUGGGGUGCCUGGCCAUGGCGACUGA